Rhizophagus irregularis DAOM 181602=DAOM 197198 is the source of this 1302-nucleotide messenger RNA. RefSeq lists its product as uncharacterized. Gene Ontology annotation, cellular component: cytoplasm; nucleus. Gene Ontology annotation, molecular function: protein arginine N5-methyltransferase activity; protein binding. NCBI's taxonomy places the organism in Eukaryota, Fungi, Glomeromycota, Glomeromycetes, Glomerales, Glomeraceae. The record is from RefSeq and is a predicted model, not a curated record. Gene Ontology annotation, biological process: peptidyl-arginine methylation.
AAUUUGAUCUUUUUGAUGUAAAAAAAUUUUGAUCUUCAAUAGAUUAUGAUUGGCCAUCAAUUUUGCAGAUUUGUGUGAUGCGGAAUCUCUAGUACAGUACUUUUUAUCGUGUUCAAAAAAUGGAAGGAAGUCAAAAAGAAAUAAAUUUGUGCUUAUUAGACGCAAUUUCUGUUGAAAAUGUUUCUCUUGUCGAACAACUUUUGGAACAGGGUGCAGACGUAUGGUUCAGAGACGAAAAGGGAACGAGUCCGUUGCAUUUCGCAUGUUCAAAGGGUAAUUUAGAAAUUGUUAAGCUGUUACUUCAAAAUGGUCAUGCCUGGAAUGCUAUUGACAAUGAGGGAAGCACAGCUGGAGAAUAUGCUAAGCGUAAAGGUCACAAUUUGGUUUAUGAGUUGCUUCUUGAAGAGGGUUGUAGAGCUGAAUUGAUACUCGGGUUACUUAACUCGAAAACAGAAAAGGACGAACAGCCUUCAAAUAUUAAUUUCCUGUUACAACCUCUGAAGUACUCACCAGAUGGUACAAAAUUACUUGAUUAUGAAAAUAAUGGAGUCAUGAUGGGAUGGGAAAAACCUUUAAUGGAAAAACAUGCCGAAAUUAUAUGCAUUAGAGAAGGUCUUGAUAUUUUGAAUGUGGGAUUUGGUUUAGGACUAAUAGAUACCGCAUUUCAAAAAUAUAAACUUCGUAGUCAUACAAUAAUUGAAGCUCAUCCAGAUGUUUAUAAAUUUAUGAUGGACCGGGGUUGGAACAAUAAACCCGGUGUAAAAAUAAUUUAUGGCCGUUGGCAAGAUGUUAUAGACCAACUUGGUACUUAUGACGGCAUAUUUUUUGAUACAUUCGGGGAAUAUUAUGAAGAUCUACGUAAAUUUCAUGAAAUAUUGCCAAAACUUCUCAAAUUUGAUGGAAUAUAUUCAUUUUUCAACGGAUUAGGUGCUACUAAUACGUUUUUUCAUGAUGUUUAUUGUCGUAUAGCAGAAAUGCAUCUAACAAGUGUUGGAUUGCAAACAGAGUAUAUUGAAAUUUCAAUCGAUCCUUCUAACGAUAAAAUAUGGGAGGGAGUCAAAAGACGUUAUUGGACUUUAGACACGUAUAGAUUGCCAAAAUGCCAAUUAAUGUUGGAAAUAUAAAUUUUGUUUAUGAUAACUUAAUUAUCGACCACAUAAAUGUCUUUCGCACUAUUCAACCCAAAGGCGUAAUUAUAUAGACGACUGUCAAUCCAUAUUUCUUCAGAAUGCUGUUGUUGCAACUCUAAAUACAAAUAAAUGUUCAGUUAGUAAUAAUUAGAAUAUAAAUGUUUUUUAAUAG